Messenger RNA from Lepus europaeus (European hare), 2006 nucleotides. It is a transcript of the gene LETMD1, whose product is annotated as LETM1 domain containing 1. The transcript has 9 exons. Lineage: Eukaryota; Metazoa; Chordata; Mammalia; Lagomorpha; Leporidae. Gene Ontology annotation, molecular function: ribosome binding. Bases 26 to 1099 code for a protein of 357 amino acids. The record is from RefSeq and is a predicted model, not a curated record. Gene Ontology annotation, biological process: intracellular monoatomic cation homeostasis. Gene Ontology annotation, cellular component: mitochondrial inner membrane.
CCCUCGUCCCGCCCUCGCGGUGAAGAUGGCGCUCUCCAGGGUGUGCUGGGCUCGAGCUGCUCUCUGGAGUUCGGCUGUCACCCCUGGACCUUUUGUCAGCCGGAGGCUGCUGCUUGGUCACUCUUGGGUGGCCCCUCGGUCUUGCAAGCUUCACUUUUCUCCAAAGGCAGAUGUGAAGAGUUUGAUCUCUUAUGUGGUGACCAAGACAAAAGCGAUUAAUGGAAAAUACCAUCGUUUCUUGGGCCGUCAUUUCCCCCGCUUCUAUGUCCUGUAUACAAUCUUCAUGAAAGGGUUGCAAAUGUUAUGGGCGGAUGCCAAAAAGGCCAGAAGAAUAAAGACAAAUAUGUGGAAACACAAUAUAAAGUUUCAUCAGCUUUCAUACCGGGAGAUGGAACAUUUGAGACAGUUUCGCCGAGACGUCACCAAGUGUCUUUUCCUAGGUAUCAUUUCCAUCCCACCUUUUGCCAACUACCUGGUCUUCUUGCUAAUGUAUCUGUUUCCUAGGCAACUACUGAUCCGGCAUUUCUGGACCCCAAAACAGCAGAUUGAUUUCUUAGAUAUCUAUCACGCUCUCCGGAAACAGGCUCACCCAGAAAUCAUUAGCUAUUUAGAAAAAGCCAGCCCUCUUAUUGCUGACGGAGGACUCCGGUGGCGGCUGACAGACCUGUGCAACAAGAUACAGCGUGGCAUGCACCCAGCUGUGCAGGAUCUCCUGGCUCUGAGACAGUGCUUUGGUUCCCACCCUCUGGACAUGAACCAGCUCCAAACCUCACAAAUGAAAGCCUUGAGCCGGGCCAUGCUGCUCACUUCUUACCUGCCCCCGCCUUUGCUGCGACGGCGGCUGAAAGCUCACACCACUGUCAUCCAGCAGCUGGAUAAAGCUCUGGCAAAGCUGGGGAUCAGCCAGCUGACUGCACAGGAAGUGAGAUCGGCCUGUUAUCUUCGUGGCCUGAACUCUACCCACGUUGCUGAGGACAGGUGUCGGACUUGGCUGGGAGAAUGGCUACAGAUUUCCUGCAGCCUGGAAGAAGCCGAGCUGUCCCUCCUGCUGCACAGCAUGGUUCUGCUUUCCAUCAACUACCUUGGGACAAGACGCUGAGUGAGCCACGGAGUGGAUGGUGGCGUCCUGCGAUCACGAUCACGUAGCUAAACCGUGUGGGACCAAACAGCCCUUGUCAGCAAAGGCUCUGUGCGCACUUGGAUGUGUGGGAGGUGGAGGAGCAGGGGCCGUGAGCUUCGCUGCAUGCCCCCCAUGUGAGAACGUCAGACAUUCACACCCAGAACUGAAACAAACCUUUCCAGGGGUGGCCCAUGUGCGGUGCCAUCCCGCCUCCUCCAUAAGUAGCUGGAGCCUCUGUGCUCGGCUCCUCUGCGAGGUGUUCCGUUUAGGUCCUAGCAAGUCAGUUUUUGCCCCAGGUGGGACUCCUCAUUUGGCCUAGGACCCACCCACUGCCACGCCCUUGACAGUUUUGAAUGUAAGAAUUUCUGCCUGGCGAGAACAGCAUUUGCAUCCACACGUACCCUUCAGCACUGCCCUCAAUCCUUUCUAGUGACCAAAAUGCGGGGUUUUUUGGGCCCCUCUCUCUCUGGCAUGGGCUAGCGUCUUCCUUUCCUUCUCAAAUCCUUUGAACGCCUUGACUGUUUUUCCCGGGGAUUAACACGUGGGAACAGGCUGCUGGAGGAAACAGGAAGUGCUUCCCGGCCCCUCCCCCAGUACAUCCAGCCUCCACGCCCCAUUGUCUUACCUUCUGGGCUGGAGCGCAGCCCCUGUGGAUCUACCUCCACUGUUGCAGCAACCCAGCUGUGACCAUUGCUGGCUGCCUUCCUGGGGCCCUUGGACAAAGUCCCGCCCAGCCUGGGGAGAGCAGCAGGGGUCUGCUUGGAGCUGGUAGCCGGGUUUAGCUUUUGUGUGUGUCCAUCGGUGACAUGUAAGUUCUGUAGUAUUUAUUGUAAAUGCAUGAAGAAACCCAAGUAAAGACUGUCUGAAACCAGUGGGCAGCAAUGAC